Lasiodiplodia theobromae is the source of this 414-nucleotide messenger RNA. RefSeq names its product putative bifunctional purine biosynthetic protein Ade1. Gene Ontology annotation, biological process: purine nucleobase biosynthetic process. NCBI's taxonomy places the organism in Eukaryota, Fungi, Ascomycota, Dothideomycetes, Botryosphaeriales, Botryosphaeriaceae. Bases 1 to 414 code for a protein of 137 amino acids. The record is from RefSeq and is a predicted model, not a curated record. Gene Ontology annotation, molecular function: phosphoribosylamine-glycine ligase activity. The transcript is spliced from 2 exons.
AUGGCCAGCCAACAGCGUCUGCGAAUCCUCCUUGUGGGCAACGGUGGCCGCGAGCAUGCCAUCGCCUGGAGGCUUGCACAAUGUCACUCGGUCGAAAAAGUUUUCGUUGUCCCCGGCAAUGGAGGUACCGCCAUCGCGUCGCCCAAGGUCGUGAACAUUGACGACAUUGCGCCCGACAACUACAGCAAACUUGUCGCGCUGGCCCAGACAGAAGGCGUUGGUCUCGUGGUCCCUGGUCCAGAUGUUCCUAUCGUCGACGGCAUUGAAGGCUACUUCCGCGCCGCCCACAUCCCGUGCUUCGCGCCUUGCAAGGCUACCGCUCAAAUUGAGGGGUCUAAGGCUUUUGCAAAAGGCUUCAUGCAGCGCCACGGCAUUCCGACCGCCAGGUACAAGACUUUCUCACCUGGCCUGUGA